UCUGCUCCUCUUUAUAACGGCAGUCCAACAUCAUGGCUCGAGAGCUGAAUCCAGCCAUGGCAACAAGUUUCAACACUCCGGUAUGAAGGAGCAAAACGGGGUUCAGGACUCCCAGCAUGAGAAGGUCCUCACAGUGGCAGGAGAUGGAACAGUCCACAGCCCCAACUUUCCCCGCACCUACCCCCGCAACAUGGUGCUCGUCUGGAGGCUGGUGGCUGCCAACGAGAACGCGCGGAUACAGUUAACCUUUGACGAAAGAUUUGGGCUGGAGGACCCAGAAGACGGUAUAUGCAAGUAUGACUUUGUAGAGAUCGAGGAGCCCUCUGACGGCGCCAUACUAGGCCGGUGGUGCGGGUCACAGGCAGCGCCAGGAACCCAGGUGUCCAAGGGGAGCCAGAUUAGGAUACGCUUCACAUCGGACGAAUACUUCCCAGCGGAACCAGGCUUCUGCAUUCGGUACUCCCUGCUCCCAGUGAAAGUUCCUGAACCUGAAAUACCAGCGGUUGUGCCGCCGUCUCUACAAAGUGCGGACAUGUUGAGUGAGGCUGUAUCCGGCUUUAGCACCGUGGAGGAGGUUAUGAAAUACUUGGAACCCGACCGCUGGAAGCUGGACAUGGAGGACUUGUACAAGCCAACAUGGCAUGUGCUGGGAAAGUCCUUCAUCCAUUCCAAGAAAUCUAGAGGAGGGACGGAUCUGAACCUGCUGAAAGAGGAGGUGAGACUGUACAGCUGCACGCCGCGCAACUUCUCCGUCUCCCUCCGAGAGGAGCUCAAGCGCACGGACUCCAUCUUCUGGCCCACCUGCCUCCUGGUCAAGCGGUGCGGAGGGAACUGCGGCUGCUGCCACCGCUGCUACAACUGCCAGUGCACGCCCACCAAAGUGGCCAAAAAAUACCACGAGGUCCUCCUGCUAAGAUACAGUCGUGCAGGACGAGGGCUGCAGAAAUCCCUGACAGAUGUGGCCCUGGAACACCACGAGGAAUGCGGCUGCGUGUGCAAAGACGAUUCCGACGGAUAAAAACGAGCACGCCAGCGCGCUCACCUCAAAGGGCACUUACACACAGAGAUAUGAUAGCAACGACCGGCUUUCGG
Molecule: messenger RNA, 1092 nt
Organism: Megalops cyprinoides (Indo-Pacific tarpon)
Lineage: Eukaryota; Metazoa; Chordata; Actinopteri; Elopiformes; Megalopidae
Gene: pdgfc
Product: platelet derived growth factor c
Exons: 6
Coding region: 83-1018 (311 amino acids)
Biological process (GO): positive regulation of cell population proliferation; positive regulation of MAP kinase activity; platelet-derived growth factor receptor signaling pathway
Cellular component (GO): membrane
Molecular function (GO): platelet-derived growth factor receptor binding; growth factor activity
Source: RefSeq, a predicted model, not a curated record